AUCAAUUGUUCAACCUCUUCUCCCAUAGGCAUUUAGCUUAGACAGGUUCCAAACCCAAGGAGAGGAUGAAAAUGCUUUCUUCUUCCUCUUCCACUAUUCCACUAUUUGUUUCCGUUUUUAUUAUUUUAUGCAGCACAGAAGCCCUGAUAAAGCUACCAGAUAAUGAAACAGUUCCAGCUUUGCUUGUUUUCGGAGAUUCGAUAGUGGACCCUGGCAAUAACAACGAUCUUGUUACCUUUGCUAAGGGCAAUUUUCCGCCCUAUGGGAGGGACUUCAUUGGCGGAAUUCCAACGGGAAGAUUUAGCAAUGGCAAAAUUCCUGCCGACUUCAUUGCCGAAGAAUUGGGAAUCAAAGAGAUAGUGCCGGCAUACUUAGACCCAACUCUUCAACCUAGUGAUAUCCUCACUGGAGUAAGCUUCGCUUCCGGCGCUUCAGGAUAUGACCCUCUAACAUCUAAGAUUCCGGCAGUUUAUUCACUGUCGGAUCAAUUAGAAAUGUUCAAGGAGUACACAGGAAAGCUGAAAGCCAUGGUUGGAGAAGAGAGAACAAACACCAUUCUAAGCAAAAGCUUGUUUUUAGUGGUACAAAGCAGUAAUGACAUUGCCUCUACAUAUUUCACCGUUCGGAGAGUGCAGUAUGAUUUUUCUUCUUACGCAGAUCUUCUGGUAACCUGGGCUUCUUCUUUCUUUAAGGAAUUGUAUGGAUUGGGGGCACGAAGAAUAGCUGUUUUCGGUGCACCUCCGUUAGGGUGCCUGCCAUCACAGAAAAGCAUAGCAGGAGGGAUAGAAAGAGAGUGUGUAGAGAAUUACAAUGAAGCAUGCAAGUUAUUCAACACUAAGCUCUCAUCUGGAUUGGAUUCUCUCAACACCAACUUUCCCCUUGCAAAGUUUGUGUAUAUUGAUAUUUAUAACCCCUUGCUUGAUAUCAUCCAAAACCCUCAAAAAUCAGGAUUUGAAGUAGCGAAUAAAGGAUGCUGUGGCACGGGGUUAAUAGAGGUUGCAUUGCUAUGUAACCGAUUGAAUCCGUUUACUUGUAAUGAUGUGACCAAGUAUGUAUUUUGGGACAGUUAUCAUCCUACAGAACGAGUGUACAAGAUUCUAAUAGGUAGGAUCAUCCAGGAAUACGUGGGCAUAUAUGGCUUAGACAGGCUUCCGAACAGAGGGUUGAAAAUGCUUUCAUAUUCUUCUUCCGUCAUUCCAUUCUUUGUUUCCGUUUUUAUCAGUUUAUGCAGCACAGGAGCCCUGGUAAAGCUACCGGAGAAUGGAACAAUUCCGGCUGUGAUAGUUUUCGGGGAUUCGAUCGUGGACGCAGGCAAUAACAACAAUCUUGUUACUGUGGCUAAGUCCAAUUAUCCACCCUAUGGGAGGGACUUCAGUGGAGGAAUACCAACUGGAAGAUUUAGCAAUGGCAAAAUUCCCUCCGACAUCAUUGCUGAACUAUUGGGAAUCAAAAAGCUGUUGCCGGCAUAUUUAGACCCAACUCUUCAACCUAGUGAUCUCCUCACUGGAGUAAGCUUCGCUUCAGGCGCUUCGGGAUAUGACCCUCUAACAUCUAAGAUUCCGUCAGUUUUUUCACUGUCGGAUCAAUUAGAAAUGUUCAAGGAGUACAUAGGAAAGCUGAAAGCCAUGGUUGGAGAAGAAAGAACAAACACCAUUCUAAGCAAAAGCUUGUUUUUAGUGGUACACAGUAGUAAUGACAUUACCUCUACAUAUUUCACCGUUCGGAAAGAGCAGUAUGAUUUUGCUUCUUACGCAGAUAUUCUGGUAACCUUGGCGUCUUCUUUCUUAAAGGAACUGUAUGGAUUGGGGGCACGAAGAAUAGCUGUUUUCGGUGCACCUCCGUUAGGGUGCCUGCCAUCACAGAGAAGCUUAGCAGGAGGGAUACAAAGAGAGUGUGCUGAGAAUCUCAACGAAGCAGCCAAGUUAUUCAACACUCAGCUCUCGUCUGAAUUGGAUUCUCUCAACACCAACUUUCCCCUUGCAAAGUUUGUGUAUGUUGAUAUUUAUAACCCCUUGCUUGAUAUCAUCCAAAACCCUCAAAAAUCAGGAUUUGAAGUAGCGAAUAAAGGAUGCUGUGGCACGGGGACGAUAGAGUCUGUAUUACUAUGCAACCGAUUUAAUCCCUUUACUUGUAAAGAUGUGACAAAGUAUGUAUUUUGGGACAGUUACCAUCCUACAGAAAAAGUGUACAAGAUUCUAAGUGGCGGGUUCAUCCCGAAAUACGUGGGCAGCUUCCUCUGAUAAGACCCGCCUUGAUGGUUCCUCUUUCACCAACAGCCUAUAUGCCAGCCUCCACUGCCUUAAUUAUUUCUAAUGCUGAGAGUUAAUUUUCAUCUAGUUUAUGUAAUAAUCUCAGUUAAAAGAGCUACUAUAGUUGUCAUUUUCAUAAAAAGUCUUGUAUUCAAAACACCUAAAGACCAAAUGGAAGGUGUUGUAAUGGAAAGGUUACUCAAUUAAUCCCACAAGAAUUAUAUUUUCAAGGAUUUCAA
Molecule: messenger RNA, 2488 nt
Organism: Vitis vinifera (wine grape)
Lineage: Eukaryota; Viridiplantae; Streptophyta; Magnoliopsida; Vitales; Vitaceae
Exons: 10
Coding region: 66-2240 (724 amino acids)
Biological process (GO): lipid metabolic process
Cellular component (GO): extracellular region
Molecular function (GO): lipase activity
Source: RefSeq, a predicted model, not a curated record